UGUCAUUGGAUUUAAAACUUUUCUAAAUGGUUUCAUGUACAUUUAUGUCUACUCAUUUGUAUGCAUGUGUGUGAUUGUACAUUUUAUGCAGAUUCACACUCUUAGAACCAAGUAAGGAGGGCAGGUUUUCCUUAUGGUUAGAUUUAAUGGCUUGGUUUACAGUGUUCAAAGAAAAAAAUAGUAAUGCUUGUAAGGCACACCAAGAUGAUGGAUGAGUCUUCCUAUAGUUGAAAGUGACUGGUCAGGGAUGCCCUGUGUGGCUGCUCCAAGGACUGAAGGCAUCAAUAGUUGAGGCACAAUUGUAACCCAUUUAUUGCAUAGAUUAUAGCUGGUUGGAAGCUCUGGUCUUUGGUUCAGGGUUAGAUGGCUUAUGGUAAAAUCUAGUCCUGUACUGGUACUUUGAGAUUUUUAUUAAAAUAUGAGGGAACACAGAAACUUAGAUGACACAUCAAAAGCUUCCACAGAAGGUGAUAUACUUGAAAGAUUAUUCAUGAGGAACCCAAGUCUCCCUUCUACUGCCUGCUUAGCUGGGCCUCCAGUUGCCAGCUACAGAAUCCAGCCUAAAGGGAAGACAAAUGGUGGAGGAAGAAGGAACCAUAGUAUAUAUCUAAUAAGGCAAGAAGUUAUGAAAUGGAAUGGAUGGGGAUAUAAUGAUUCUAAAUUCAUCUUCAAUAAGAAGGGCCAAAUUGAGUUGACUGGGAAAAGGUACCCUCUUAGUGGCAUGGGUUUACCAACAUUUAAAGAAUGGAUCCAAAAUACCCUUGGAGUAAAUGUGGAGCAUAAAACUACCUCUAAAGCAUCCUUAAAUCCUAGUGAUACACCUCCUUCUGUUGUAAACGAAGAUUUUCUUCAUGACCUUAAAGAAACUAAUAUUUCAUAUUCACAAGAGGCAGAUGAUCGAGUAUUUAGAGCUCAUGGUCAUUGUCUUCAUGAGAUAUUUUUGCUCAGGGAAGGAAUGUUUGAGCGAAUUCCUGAUAUAGUUUUAUGGCCAACAUGCCAUGAUGAUGUAGUUAAGAUUGUGAAUCUAGCUUGCAAAUACAACCUUUGUAUCAUACCAAUUGGUGGAGGAACAAGUGUUUCAUAUGGCCUGAUGUGUCCUGCAGAUGAGACAAGAACAAUUAUUUCUUUGGACACUUCACAAAUGAAUCGAAUUCUCUGGGUUGAUGAGAACAAUUUGACAGCUCAUGUAGAGGCUGGCAUAACAGGACAAGAGUUGGAAAGACAGCUUAAAGAAAGUGGUUAUUGUACAGGUCAUGAACCAGAUUCCCUGGAGUUCAGUACUGUAGGAGGAUGGGUAUCUACUCGGGCAUCAGGCAUGAAGAAGAAUAUCUAUGGCAAUAUCGAGGACCUGGUGGUUCAUAUAAAAAUGGUAACACCUAGAGGUAUAAUAGAAAAAAGCUGUCAAGGACCUCGUAUGUCAACAGGCCCUGAUAUCCAUCACUUCAUCAUGGGAUCUGAAGGAACUCUUGGUGUAAUAACAGAAGCUACAAUAAAAAUCAGACCAGUCCCUGAAUACCAAAAGUAUGGCUCGGUAGCUUUCCCUAAUUUUGAACAAGGAGUAGCCUGUUUAAGAGAAAUUGCAAAACAGAGAUGUGCUCCGGCAUCUAUUCGCCUCAUGGACAACAAGCAGUUUCAGUUUGGUCAUGCUCUUAAACCUCAGGUUUCCUCUAUUUUUACAUCAUUUUUGGAUGGAUUAAAAAAGUUUUAUAUUACAAAGUUUAAAGGAUUUGACCCAAAUCAGCUAAGUGUAGCCACAUUGCUCUUUGAGGGGGACCGUGAGAAGGUUCUUCAACAUGAAAAACAAGUGUAUGAUAUUGCUGCAAAAUUUGGUGGGUUGGCAGCUGGAGAAGAUAAUGGACAGAGAGGUUAUUUGCUGACCUAUGUCAUUGCAUACAUUCGAGACUUGGCUUUGGAAUACUAUGUAUUAGGAGAAUCUUUUGAGACCUCUGCUCCUUGGGACAGAGUGGUAGAUCUCUGUAGAAAUGUAAAAGAAAGAAUAACAAGGGAAUGCAAAGAGAAGGGUGUACAGUUUGCUCCUUUUUCUACAUGCAGGGUGACGCAGACUUACGAUGCAGGUGCAUGUAUCUACUUCUAUUUUGCCUUUAACUACAGGGGAAUUAGUGACCCACUGACCGUGUUUGAACAAACUGAGGCAGCUGCUAGAGAAGAAAUCCUUGCUAAUGGAGGGAGCCUGUCACAUCACCAUGGAGUGGGCAAGUUACGGAAGCAGUGGCUAAAGGAAAGUAUCUCUGAUGUCGGCUUUGGGAUGCUGAAGUCUGUCAAGGAAUAUGUGGACCCCAAUAACAUCUUUGGAAACAGAAACCUUUUAUAAAUCCAUUAGUAUCAUUACAAAAAAAUGUCAAUUUUUUUUUUUAAGUUUUCAACUGUGGUUAUAAUCGUAAUCAAAUAUAUCAUGGACUAUAUUUUGGAUACUUUGUUUGUUGGUUUAAAAUAAGUUUGUUUUCAUUCUGUAGUUUGUUUUGUUUCUACAUCUAUGCAUUGACAGAUGGUAUUCCUAAAUCUCUCUCAUUGUAGGUACGUCAUUUUACAGCCAACGGUUGUCAUUUCAAAUUUUAGGCAGCACAAGGCUGCCAACUAUUCCAGAGGAAGCUGCUGCCAGCUGUUUUGUAUUGAUGCUUCCUCUUGGGGAACAAAGACAGAUUUCGGUAUCAUUGAUUGCUCAGCUAGCCUCUUUUUAAAAGAAUGUUUCUGGGAAUCAGAUGUCUAGGAAAGGAUUCCACUGAGGAGUGAUACACAUGUACAUCGUUUAAGAGCAUAUUCUAGUGUGACUAGGCCAUUAAAGGGAAGGAUAUUCAUGAAAGAAUAUAGGCAACCUGUUAUUUAGAAAACCUUCACUUCUGUAAGGUGCUUGGCCUAUGGGGUUUUUUUGUUUUUGUUUUUGUUUUGAAAUUAGUAUACAUGCAUAAAACCUUGUAUCAUCAAUAUACAAAUUAUUCUGUUAGGGGACAUGUUUUUGUUCUCCAUGUUUCUGUUUCUAUUGAGGUAUGAGUUGUAUUUGUAUCACUGAGAUAACCUAUUGUUAUAUUCUAAUUCAUUGAUAACAUGUUUUGUAAGAAAAGCUGACAUCCCUCAUUGCAAGUGAAGAACAGGUUUACCAUGAAAUGAAUGCCUUUAUUCAAAUUAGAGUCCUAAUGUUUCUGAUUUCACAUUCUUGUUGCUGAAAUGCAGAAGAAACAGCUACAGCAGGAGCAGAAGGAAAAUUCCUUAGACUUAAUGUCUCCAAUUGCAAGAAUUGUUUCACUAAAGAAACAGUCAUCAUUCAACUACUGAAUUUGAAAGCCUCAGCAGUUUCAACAACAAAAAUCAUUUUGCUUUUUUAAAAUUAAUCCCAACUGCAUGAUAAAUUUUCAUAUAAAAAGUAAAGUUUCAAUUUAGUUUUUAAUAAUGGUUUAAUGCCUUUUUUGAAUAACUGGUUUAACCUAAAUUUUUUUUAAAUGUAAUGUAAUGUAUUAAUGCAUAUACCAUAAUCAAAAGUUUGAAAUAUCCGUUUCUUAAAUAAUGAGGACAUUAAUCACAUUUAGCAAACAUUUGUACAUUCAAACCUGGAUAUUAAAGUGAAAUGAUUACUUUGAAUCACUGUCUGCCAAGGUUCAUGAUUCACAUUUUGAGAUGGAUUCUUUUCUUAAUGUAAUACCUAACUUUUGAUAAUUUUUUAAAACUAAUAUUUGAUCAGAUAAUGUAAGUCAAAAUGCAGACAAUCCUUUAAAAGGAUGCAUUGUCUGUGUAUGUAGCAACAGCUCCAAAGUAUUUUUGGGCAGUUUGAUACCUUUUAUAUCUGAAGUAGCCUUAACCAGAAAAAUGAUAAUUUAAAAUUGACAAAAUGAUAUUUUUAAGACUUCAAAAUGAUAAUUUUUAACUAUUAAAAUUGGCCUCAAACUAAUAAAUCUGUAAUUAAAUUAGAAUUAAAUAUCAGUUUAACAACAAAAUGAAAUAUUUCUUUUUUAGAAACUGCCUCUCUUCAUUGGUGAUUUAUUUUUAAUUAUAGAAUUUCCAGCAGAUCUUUGCUUUAAGCCCUUGAUAUUAGACCUAAUUGGACACUUGAUGAGGAAGUUGCCUCUAGAAUUAUAAAAAUCUCAGCUUUAUAAAAUGCAUCUGUUCAUGAAGGUAAUUUCUCUAAUUGGUGAUCAAAAUAUAAAAUUAAAGAAGGUACUAAUGUCUCACUGGAAGUAUAUAUAUAUACACACACAUGUAUAUGUGUGUGUGUGUGUAUAUAUAUAUAUGUUUCUGAGUAAUUUUUAAAAAAUAAAACAGGUUCAUUAGAAGAUCCAUUCCUUUGCAUGUGAUUGUUAUAACAUUCUUUCCCAGGGAGUUCAAUUUCAACAACCUCAGAAAUCCGUACUUGAUAUUAGGAAACUAUAAAUGUAACACCUGAAAUUAUUAUGUUCACUAUUCUACAUGAACCUUAUGGAAAUUCGUGAUUUAUGUCUUUGUUUUUCUUUUUCCAAGUAUAUGCAGGACUCCCCAACCUUGAUUUUAUAAUGGUGACUGCAUUUUGUAGGUGGAAUCAUUUCUACCGAAAUCAUUUUGAAACACAAGAACAUUCAUCAGUACUGUUUCGCUCUGAUUUAGUAAAUCAGAAAGCCUCGCCCCACCCCCAGCCCCCACUUUCACACACCUACUUCUGGGAGGUGCCUCAGUAUAGACUUAGUAUCUGUGGAGGACUGAGUUCAUGAAUAUGCACAGAAGCACUUAAACCAUGCUUCUUAUUUCUAUUAUAUUUGAAAAUGGCUUCAUAAAAGUUAGGAGAACACUGUUUAUGUGACACUUCUUAACUCAUUUUUAAUGUUUAUUUUUAAUUUAAAAAACCUAUUGCCUAUUUGGUUUUCAGUACUGCAUAACACUGACUUUCUUAAAUUAGUCAUAUUUGCAAUAAUUUACUUAAAUUUGGUAAUGUCACAUUUGGGUUGGGGUUUCAGUGGGAAUAGUAACUUGCCGCUAGUGAGAAAUGGCAUUGAAUACUAAAGACUCAGUGUGAACAGUCUUUAUAGACCCUUAGAGAAACUGUUGCCUUAAUGUUUGGUGCAAUUUCUAGUAGUGCAUAAGUGAAUUUAGUCUUAUGAUAAGUAACUUGAGCUGUUUUUAGCUUAGUAAGAAUUGUGGAAACCACAUUUAUUGUGCCCAUCAUUUUACACAAAGAAAAGAGGAUUAUAUUGUUUCUUCUGAGGAAAUAGGAGUUUUCUUCCUAAAAGUGCUUCCAUAUUGCAGUACUAUUACUUAAAAGUUAUUUAUGAAGUUGGAAGCCUUCUAGUUUGCCUAACAGUGUUGAUGUAUUUUGAAAACAAAAUUGCAAUAAAGGAUGAGCUUCCAUCGGUGUAUAUGUUAUACCAGAUACAGAUGGUUGCAAGGAAACCUUUCCCCCUACCCAGAAUAGUCUGUUAGUAACUGCUAAGUCCUGGCUUGCAUUUUUGAAAAUGCUUUUCUGCAUGUUAGCACCCAGACUUUCCUUUGUCAUAUUCCUUUAUAGCUACAACUUAACUGUAGCUUAUCAGAGAAGCUCUGUAGUCCUACACUGAAGUGUGUUCCCUUGGCUGUUAUAUGGGGCUGGGUUUGGUUGAACUUCUAUUCUGUAUAAAUGUUAGAACACAGUUACUACAGAUUGAUUUACAAACUGCAUGUGCUGGUGCUUCAGGCAGCCAAAAUGGAAUGCUGUGGAAAGCAUAUAUCUACAUCUUAAAAAACACUCAGACAGGAGUUAAGGACAGCUUUAAUAAUUUUUUUGUUUACCACUUAAUCUUUAUCAACUCUGAUUUUAGUUAGGACUUAGCUCAUGGUUGAAGAAAAGUGGAAAAUAACAAGUGCCCAUUUAGGUUUGAAGAAUCCAGAAUGUUUUACCUUUGACUUUAUGAGUUACAGAAGCUUGGCUUUGCUCUAGGCUUCAUGUUCCCAAAUGAGCCAUACAUAUGUCAGUAUAUUCACUUAAUUUUUACUUAUUUCAGUUUCCUGUAAAGGAAACAACUUAUACAUUGAUGCUUAAAUCCAGAAAGUAUAAAAGGUUUUCUUAAACUGUUAAAAUAUAGUGUCUGAUAUAAAGGAUGUAAGUUACUCAGCUUUCUGCUCCCUAAGCCAAACAGUGUUUGUCUUCAGUGUGAAAUUUAACUGUAAAAACUACUUGUGAUGUCAAGAGAUUAUAGAUCAUAUUAUUAAUAAAAUGGACCUGGGUCUAAGUUUUUUUUCUUCAAAGGGAGUGUGAAGCUGUUUAUUCUUCUGUUUGCAUAUGGGUUUUUCUUUUAACUUUAGUUUUUCAUGUUCAUAUUUCCACUGAUUUGAAAACACAAAAUUUAUUUUUAUAAUUUUGUUGCUUGUAGCAUAAUCAAGUGCAACCUACUUGUGACUAAAUCUCUGGAUUUAUAGUUGACGAUAUUGGUAGCUAGGUUUUGUCAAUCCCUCAUCAUUUUUUAAAAUCAAUGCUAUAUUCCCAGGAGGCAUUGAGACUCCUGUGAACCCGAAGCACUCCCUUUUGAACCUUGGAAGAUCCUCAAAGAGCACUCUUGUGCUCUUCUAAUCACAAUUCCUUAACAAAUCGGAGUAAGGACCACUGACAUAUAGAACACUCAAGCCAAAGAACCAUCACAGAAUUUAGUAACUUUAGUUCUGUGAACAUGAAAACAUUUCUUUUUUGGUUUCCAAAGGAGAUUAUUUAUUUUUCCACAAGGAAAAACAUCUUGCAGAGACUCUGAAUUCCAAAUCUGAGUGAGAAAGAAAAGGAAAAAAAUCUGUUUCAUCGUGGAUUUCUAAGCAACAUAUAUACGUGUUUUUAAGACAACCUUUUGUUGGCAGUGUUUUUCCUGAACACCACAUGCACCCUAGGAAACAUGUUUUUCCUUUAAAGUAAUCUUGUUCACAUAUCGGAAAAGGACAUGAAAUGCUCAUACUGGCAUAUAAGUUUCUAUAAGUAGUUAUUUUUGGGCUACUUAUAUACUGUAUCCCCAAAAGCUCACAGUGCCUUGUUGAGAUUUUUUUUUUCCAUGAAAUAGCCAUUAUUUUAAAUGAGUGGGAGAGGAUAAGUCUUUAGACAGAGGUCAUUCAUCAGUUCAAGACUAUUCCUCUUCAAGAACAUGUCAGGAAUUAAGUAGUUGUAUGUGGAAACACUGGUAAUUCUUUCCACAGUAUUGUUUUGGAUAAUCUGUUCUAGUAUAUUUAACUAAUUGUAUGGUGGACCUGUACUCUGAUACACAUCUAAUCAGUCAAUGGGAUUUGUAUGUGAUUUUCAUUCCUACUGCCCCAACCUAGUAGCCCUAAGUUGUGGCUUGGUGGAUGUGGCAUUGAGCCUCAAGACACUCACUACAUUCUUUCUGGAUGUUUGCUUACAGGCUCCCUGAGGAACAGAACCUGUGGAGCUGGCAGGGGGGCGGGUGGCUUUUAUUCCUAAUAUUAUGUGCCAGUCCUUUUUCGUGUGAUGGUGCCUUCCGAAUAACGAAUAUUUCUGUUCUGGACAAUGAUUAAAUCUUAUGAGAAAUAUAUGUAGGUUAUAUUAAUUCUUGUUCAUUUUUGCUAAGCCUGUGAAAUACUUUGGCUCUGAUACAACUUGACUUGAAUAAUAUCUUAUCCUGAGUCUUCCUCCAAGGCAGUACAUAUUCCUGCUAGGACUGUAGUAAUCCUUUGGGAACUACAUGUGAGUAAGCACCUGUAUGUAAGCCAUUAUACUGCUGUAACUAAUGCAUACAAACAAUUCUUCUCUUUACAUUUAUAGUCUAAAAGGGGAUAUGCAGUGGGAAGGAAAAUUCCUGAGAGUUUCCAGCGUAGCUUUGUCAAUUCCAACUGAGCCAUACUGUUUUCCACAAGGGCUCAACACAUAUCAGUAUUCCAUGCUUUCACUGUGUGUUCAGAUUCUCCUUUUAUUGGUUUUCUUAGACUGUACUGUUCUAUAAGCAAAUGCCCAUGUGUGAUUUUUAAGAUGUGCUGGGGAAAAAUAAAUCAAUACCACAACCA
Molecule: messenger RNA, 7950 nt
Organism: Macaca mulatta (Rhesus monkey)
Lineage: Eukaryota; Metazoa; Chordata; Mammalia; Primates; Cercopithecidae
Source: RefSeq, a predicted model, not a curated record